Messenger RNA from Perca fluviatilis (European perch), 1843 nucleotides. Its product is annotated as CD209 antigen-like protein E. The record is from RefSeq and is a predicted model, not a curated record. The transcript has 7 exons. Bases 399 to 1445 code for a protein of 348 amino acids. NCBI's taxonomy places the organism in Eukaryota, Metazoa, Chordata, Actinopteri, Perciformes, Percidae.
AAAAAGUAUAGCUACUCCUCCUUCUUUCUUAUCAAGUCUGUGGGCAUCGAUGGAGUUAAAAUUUGGGGGUGCUGAUUCAGUAAGGAUGGCCACUCCGGUGAUGUGAUUACUUUUUAGGGGCAAGGACUUUCUCAGGCAGCUAUGGCAGCACGUUGAAUGGCAAAGUCAAGAACACUAUACACAAUGUUUAUUUACAUUCAUGACUGGGUGAUCAUAUUCAGCCAGUCAUGAAUGCAAAUUACUUUUUCAACCAAAAGCAGAAGUUGUUCUUUUCAGACUGACAGACUUAUCCUAACAGAGGAACCAACCAGUUGUCCAAUGAAUAUGCGCGGUGGAUUAAUUUCAGCAGUACUUCUCUGUCUGAAAGUCAGACAGAACCCAACAGAGCGACUGUAACCAUGGCGGAGGGGGAGGUUAACUACGCUUCGGUUGUAUUCAAACGUAACAGUCAUCCUCCACCCCAAGCUAGAAAGGAGGAGGAAACUGUGUACGAUGAAGUGAAGGGGCAGAAUAAAACAACUGAAGAAACUGCUGUCACAAACGCAGGAUCCUUGCUAGAAAAGAAAGCAAACAACAGACGUCUCCAGUAUCAGCGGCUGGCCUGUUGUUUGGGGAUCCUUUGUGUCAUUCUGCUGUUGGGUAUCAUAGCAGUCAUCGUCGUCUACCAACUUGCUACACUAAGUCAUCAGAGUGAUGAAAGUGGGCUGAUGGCUGCCAAUCACAACCUGACAAACCUGAACAAGAAACUCAGCUUAGAUAAUGAAAAGUUGAGGAGGGACAACAACAAUCUGACAGUCCAGUUGGGCAACCUGACACAAAACUAUACUGUCUUAGAAAGCAAGAUCACAAACCUGACUGUAGACGUCCAGAACCUGACAACACGAAACCUGCAGCUGAACUCACAAAACCAGCAGCUGGAGACACAGAGGAACAACUUAACAAAACGAAUACAAGACUUGGAGAAAAACUUGAAUGAGCUCAACGUCAGUCGAGCUCAGUGGAGCAUUGAUGCCUACUGCCCCAAAAAAACAAACGGGAGACAGUGUAAACCUUGUCAGAAGGACUGGGAACACACCGGGUCUAACUGCUAUGCGUAUAAUAACGCUGAUCCUCCUCAUCGGAAAACCUGGGAAGAAGCUCGACAAGACUGCAGAGGAAAGGGUUCAGAUCUGGUUGUUGUACAUAAUGAAGAGGAAAAGAAUGCACUGAAUACAUACAGCGUGGGUAGUUCAGGAACUGAUGGAUACUGGUUUGGCCUGAGAGCUGAAGGUGGGAGAUGGAAGUGGAUUGAUGGAAGUGAUCUGACAAGCUACUGGACACCACAACAUCCUCCUCCUGCUGCUGACGGUCAGUGUGUAAUGUCUGUCCAGAACAAUAAAUGGAUAUCAGUGAGCUGUACUGAGAAAAAACAAUGGAUCUGCAUAAUGAAGGCUUUAUCUGUUUAAACACUGCAGUCAUACUCUGCAUGGUAAUAUCAAGUGGCUUAUAAAUAUAAAACUAUGAAGACUUCUACUUCACAAUUUAAAUAUUUUGUAUUCAGAACUAAAAAUGUUCAGGGGAUUUAUUUUUAUAGAAAAAGAAGAGAAAAUAAAUAUUUACAGUGAAUUAUUUUGUAAAGCUGUUUGUGUAUCUCGUUUAAAAAAGCAGACACUUAGAUUUGAAUGCAUUUAGAUAUUUGAUUAUAUAGGUAUGCUAAUGUAAGUCUGUGAAACAUACAGUGACUAGACUGAAGGGGCACUGUUAUCAUUGACUACGUUUACAAGCUGUCAAUUUUUCGGGUUAUGGUCGGGUUAAGGUCACUAUUCGGGUUUCUGAAACAUUCGGAAUAACCCGUUUACAUGCG